This is a messenger RNA of Sphaeroforma arctica JP610, 175 nucleotides long. RefSeq lists its product as hypothetical. Lineage: Eukaryota; Ichthyosporea; Ichthyophonida. The annotation marks the transcript as partial. The record is from RefSeq and is a predicted model, not a curated record. The transcript has a single exon.
AUGACAUCGAUGUUCAUAUGGGCGGGUGCCGCGUACGGCCACACAUCGCAGCAGCAGCUGUUCAUGACUGUCAACGCAAACGAUCUGACACGAGAAGGCAGCACUCGAAAGGACAUCCCCUCAGGCUCAGCCACUAACUCAUCGGAUGGCCCACGUACCCGCGCGAGUGCUACGG